Carcharodon carcharias (great white shark) is the source of this 2915-nucleotide messenger RNA. RefSeq names its product adhesion G protein-coupled receptor E3-like. Gene Ontology annotation, molecular function: G protein-coupled receptor activity. Lineage: Eukaryota; Metazoa; Chordata; Chondrichthyes; Lamniformes; Lamnidae. The record is from RefSeq and is a predicted model, not a curated record. Gene Ontology annotation, cellular component: membrane. The coding region runs from base 56 to 1987 and encodes 643 amino acids. Gene Ontology annotation, biological process: cell surface receptor signaling pathway; adenylate cyclase-activating G protein-coupled receptor signaling pathway. The transcript has 16 exons.
GUCGAGGCUGGAGUGUAGACAUUAUUGAUUUCUGACGGACACUGAGACCAGCAACAUGAAAACAGCUCAACUGCCACUCCUGCUGAUCUUCAGCAUUGAGUUAGCGUGGAGCCAACAUGAGCAUCAUUCCUCUGGACAGCAAGGUCAGCAUCAAAAUGGCAGCUUCAUUGAUCUGUGUCACUUGGAAAAGCUAUGUGGUGACAAUGGUAAAUGUUACUCAACAUUUGGAAGAGCUUUCAAAUGCAUCUGCAUUGAUGGGAUAACGUGGACUAAUAAGUCAAAACCCUGCAUAGAGAUAGACUGCCCUUCAGAAGAGAACGACUUAAGCUUUGAUGACCACAAGUCAUAUGCGAAAUUUGAAGAGGGAGAUGGUGAAGCUUUCUAUUCUAUAAUCCUUGAGUGGGCCUCUGGCAUCAAUGAUCAGUGUCACAGCUAUAAAAGAAAUAACAGCAACAACAGUGAACCUUCACUGAUGGCUGUCACAAAUACUGUCAACGGCAUGAUCCAUAAUACGCUCGCGUGGAACAACAUGCAGAAGAGUGAUAGGCAAGAAGGUGUCAUGUUACUACUGAACUGUAUGGACAGCGUCAUUAUGAUGACUUCAGCUUCCUUGGGCGCUCCAAAGUACAACCUGACAACACCUCACAUAGAUGUCCAAAUUCAAGUUCUUCAAGAAAAGGAAGGAACUGUGGUCUUAUUAGCUAAAGAUAAUGAAAUGGACAUCCACUGGGAAACAGACAACUCAGAACCAUCUGAUUUUGCAGCUGUUUCCUUAGUCACCUACAACCAGAUGGAAUCACUGAUGGAUGGCACGGGUUUAGAAAUGGAGAACAAGAAGUAUGGAAAAGAGUAUUUGCAGCUGAACUCCAAUGUGCUAACAGCCAAGGUUAUCAGCAGCAACAAGACGCAACAAAACGCAAAUUUUACCAUCAAGAACAAGCAGGUUGACGAUGUUGAUGAUUACACUGUUUGUGUGUAUUUGGAUGUGAAAAAUAAGAUGUGGUCUACCAGUGGUUGUACUAAAGUGUCAUCCAAUCACACUCACACUGUCUGUAACUCCAAGCACCUCAGUAGCUUUGCCGUGCUGGUAGCACUGUACAAGGUGGAGGGCCCUGGCCUAACAGCCAUCACUUACAUCGGGAUUAUCACCUCUCUGGUGAGUCUCUUCAUCGCCAUCGUCACGUUCAUUAUGUGCCGAGCCAUUCACAGUACGCGGACUGCCCUCCACACCCAGCUGUGCCUGUGCCUGUUUGUGGCAGAGCUCCUUUUCCUCAUUGGACUAUCGGCCACCGGGAACAAGGCUGUGUGCGCGGCUAUCGCUGGAAUCCUUCAUUACCUCUUCCUGGCGUGUUUCAUGUGGAUGCUUCUGGAAGGCAUCCAGCUUUACCUGAUGGUGGUCAAGGUCUUCCUGUCCCAGAGCCUCCAAGCGAAAUACACCCACCCCGUCGCCUACGGCAUUCCAGCUAUAAUCGUCAUUAUCUCGGCAGCUUCAAACCCGAGCGGAUACGGCACCAGAGAAUAUUGCUGGCUGUCUAUGGAUAAAGGCUUUCGAUGGAGCUUUGUGGGCCCUCUGUGUGUCAUCUGCUCGGUAAACUUUUUCUUCCUCGUUCUGACGUUAUGGAAACUGGUCCAGAAAUUUUAUACCAUCAGUCCAGAUCUAUCAUAUCUUCAAAGGGUCAGAAUGUUCAUCAUUACUGCCUUUGCUAAGUUGGUUUUGCUGGGUGGUACAUGGAUACUGGGCGUGUUCCAUUAUCAGAAGCGGACGAUUGCUCUUGCUUAUAUCUUCACCAUCCUUAACAGCUUCCAGGGACUGUUCAUUUUCCUCCUUCACUGUGUCAAACACAAGCAGAUACGAGAUCAAUACCAUAGAUGGUUCACAAGAUUUAGUGUUGCAAUGAAUAUCUCAAAAUACACGACCUUCGCUGAUUCCACACAGCGCACCUGUUCAUCCCAGGCAAACGCAAAACAAUCAGUGUCAGGCCUGUGAGAGCGUCUGAUCAAUGAGCCUGCAAUUCCUCUCACUGCCACAAGAUGGAGCCACAAUGUAUAGAAACCAGCCAACCAAUGCCAAGUGCAGCAAGAUCUGCCCCUCUGCUAGGGUUGCCAACCCUCCAGGAUUGGCCUGGAGUCUCCAGGAAUUGAAGAUCAAUCUCCAGGACACUGCUGUCUGCAAUCCUGGGGAAAAAUCACCGGGAUGUUUCUUUUUUUGUCAUUUUCUUUGAACAUUUCUCUUUACCAGAUAUAAAAAUAUAGAAGAUGGAGGGAAAAGGUCUGUUUGGCUGACAGUCAAGCAUCGUCCAAUUGGUUAAUGAAUCUUUUUGCUUUCUAUCUGGCAUGAAAAGGCAGUGUGUCACGAGGAUGGAUGUGUUGGUCUGGAGCGUGGGGGCAAGUCAUGUGAUGAAACCUCCAGGAAUACAUUUAAUCAGAGUUGGGAACCUUACUCUCCGGACAUUUGGGGAUCUUUGCCUUUUGCACUUGGUGAAUUCCUUUUGCAACCAGACGCGGGGGAUAUUCCAAUGGACUGCAGCUUCAGCGAUAUUUUUGUUAGAUUGACAUGUCCAGGAGGGAUUCAGCCAUGCUUGACGGCCUAGAAGAAUUGCAGGAAUGGACACCCACAUCCAGAACAUCUGCAUCCAGAACAUCUGCACCCACAACUCCCCCGUCCACAACUCCCAUACCCACAACUCCCGCACCCAAAAGCGUACACGUUUACACACACAACUGCACAUGCAUGUGCCACACACAGCUGCUCAUGGAUGUGCACAAACUCAGGCAACUGCACAAGUACAUGCCUCACGCAGCUGCACAUAGAUGUGUGUGCACACACACAAAUAGAAACACACACACAGACAUACACACACAUAGAAACACAUACACACACACACACACACACACACAGAAAUGCACACAUGCAC